Coregonus clupeaformis (lake whitefish) is the source of this 1568-nucleotide messenger RNA. Its product is annotated as regulator of G-protein signaling 21. Lineage: Eukaryota; Metazoa; Chordata; Actinopteri; Salmoniformes; Salmonidae. The transcript is spliced from 5 exons. Bases 70 to 627 code for a protein of 185 amino acids. The record is from RefSeq and is a predicted model, not a curated record.
UUGAGGACUUGCAGAGAACUCCAACACUGAGUACUCCAUACACAGAACCCAGCUAUUGUUUCCCCAAACAUGCCUAUCUCAGUCACAUCACCAUCAAGGGAACUGCAUUCACACAACGUGGACAUGGAGGACAAGAGAAGAAAGCAGACAAAGGGAAGCGACUUGAAAUCCCGACUACAGCGCAGAUCUUCCCAAGCCCCCAACACUGAACGACUUAGCCCUGAGGAAAUUAUCCUGUGGUCCCAGUCUUUAGAGAGACUUCUCGCAUCAAAAAAUGGCAUGACAACAUUUCAAGCCUUCCUGAAGACGGAGUUCAGUGACGAGAACAUUGAGUUCUGGCUGAUCUGUGAAGACUACAAGAAGAUCAAGUCAUCCUUCAGGCUGUCCUCCAGGGCCAAGAAGAUCUACAAGACAUACAUUGAAGCCGAGGCUCCAAAAGAGAUCAACAUUGACCACAAGACCAGAGAUCUCAUCAGGCGGAAUGUGAAGACGCCCACCACAGUUUGCUUCGACGAGGCCCAGAGGAUUGUGUACAGAUUGAUGGAGAAAGACUCCUACCCCAGGUUCCUCAGAGCCAACAUCUACAGGACCUUACUGGACUCUGCAUCAGACUACAUUAAGAUGUAAAUGAAUGGUAGAAACUGGACCGAGGCUUCCAACAAUGGACUGCAAUGUCAGACAGCCAGGAAGGGUUUGCAAAUGGGAUUCAUAAGAAGAUGUGUCCAAAUGUGAAUUCUACUGGGUACAGAGAUAACAGGCCAAAGGGAAAGGCUGGAAGGAACGUACAGAAGCGACUUUGCUGGCAAUCCUUGUUGACCUAUGUGGCUAGUAGUCUUUGUACUUUCACUUGAAAAAGAAGCACAACAGGGUCAGCAGCUCGUUGGUCAGGUAGCCUAGUGGUUAAGAGCGUUGGACCAGUAACUGAAAGGUUGCUGUUUCUAAUCCCUGAGUUGACUAGGUGAAAAGUAUUUUGAUGUACCCUUAAGCAAGGUGUACCCUAGUUGCUCCUGUAAAUCGCUCUGGAUGAGAGUGUCUGCUAAAUGAUUAAAAUGUAAAUUUAACAUAUGACACAUAGAAAGGGAUUACAGAGACCAUAGAAAUAGAUUGUAUUUCUAUGACAGAGAUGGGGUGCUGGGGGAUUACCUUGCCGAGCAUUUGAUUGCUAGGGACUUUCUGUGUCAAAGUUCUGGGGAUGUUUUCAAUGAUGCAUCUAAAACAGCCAGAGCAGGUAUCUGCAGUUCAUCAGUGGAGUUAUUUAAUGAGACAUUAGAUACAAUUAUCUACUAAGUUUGUCUUUUAAAUCCAAUACAAUUUUAGAAUGGGUUUAUGUAUGUACUCUAACACAACACCAUGAGGCAUGUAAGCUAAAAAAACAUGUUGGAGAAUUAAUAUGUGAAGGAAUGACAAUGUAAAAAUGUUGCGCUGUACGUAUGUAAAAAUUAAGAUUUGUCUAGUUGUAUUUAUACAACAUGAUUUCCAAUAUAAUUAAUGUACUUGUUUGCUAAAUUAGGAUCUUACUGAAUAUAAAUUCAAUAAAAACACAUACAUUUACAAAAAUAAAUUACUGC